UAUUUUCAGCACCUCCUGCCGUCCUGGACCACAGGCUCCAGUCACAACACAUGACAUGGUGUACAUCAUGACUGUAGCUUGUUCAUCAUACUCAUAGCUAGCUUCUCAACCUGCUUUCUUGUUCUCGUCUUGGGGACGGCCGAAAUCAGCCAUCACUUCCACCUAGUAUCCGCGGAGACUGCUGCUCACCGGAUGCACUCUUCCCUGCUAGAAGUAGUAUAAAUCUGCAGCUCCAUCCAUUAGUUCCAACAGCCGAGUGCGUUUGUAGUGUGGAGAGUCCUAAUCGAAAGUUUGUCUCUGCUGGAUGAUCGAGGAAUGCAUCGAGGCGGUCCAAAACAACUCCCGAGUGUGGACCACGGUUCUGCUCUAUGUCUUCAAGCGUUGACCAUUCUCAUGUUCGUCACGUGUGCGAAGAGCUCACUCGUCGUCCUUCCUGGUGUUGUACCGCCAGUAGACCGAUGUUGGCCCUAUGCUUCGGACAGUGUUCGCGAACAGUUGUUCACCAGACAAGUCCGCAACCAGAGGACGUUCUAUCGUACGACCGAAUCGUUCUGGUGUGCCCACACUAAUGGCUUGACUGGCAAUGUGCUCAACCUUGAGGAUCUGCGUGACUACAAUCUCGUUGAUCAGCCGAGUAAUGCCCAGCUGGUGCGGGUUCAGUGGAAUAAUGGUAUUGUGGCCGUUCACCGAAUGGGAGUCAACUCCAAGUAUGACCUUGACACUCGCAAUUUUAGCUCCGGCGUGCUGGCCACGUUCACCGCUGUGCAGCUGCAAGCGGCCCUCCGGCCUGGAACGGUUGUUGUGCCAACACGAUACAAUUUCCCAUACACGGACUGGCUGGAGAUCUGCAAUUCCGGUCUGACUGGACUCUCACACUCAACGGGAACAUACCACUCGUACAACAAUGCACGCCGCAUAGCUGUGGUCGCAUGGAAGUCAAUCUUUUCCAACGCAUCCACACUGGGAUUCCAUCGCUAUGGAAAUGGAGACUUUGAUCUGUGCUUCAGCGGAUGUUCCGACUUUGGCCAGUAUUCAUUGAGUGACUUUGGCAGCCUAUUCCAGGUUUGCUCGAUACUAGCACCCAGCCCAGACCUGCUCCAGUCGACACCGAAUAGUGAGGUUACUGUUGGUCACCAGUUCGUCGUCAUUCCACCUCACUUCGUUGGUAUUGACGUGCUGAACGCCACGAGCAGAUCAGACUUCAUCUACAUUGCCAAUUCCAGCUACGAGAACAUCACGUUCGUCAAUGCCCUCUCCAGCAGUAUCUGCAUCUAUGACAACGCGGCGUGUCCGAAGUGGGCAAACAUGCGCCUCGCCGACUUACUGGCACUCAUGCCAAACGGUUCAGUGAUCUCCAGCCUUGUGCCGGGCAGGUGGAGAGGCAGGGUAAUCUGGCCACCCGGCACGGUUACCACCCAGCAGCCAGGCAGUCUGUUCGACACAUUUCUAUCGGCCAGCAUGGGCGAGAAUAUGACGUUUGACUACUGCUUAUCAAGCUCAAAAUGGACCGACUGCCCUCGACCACUGGUGCCAUCACCAACAGACGCACCAGUGACCACCGUGCCACCUACAACUGCUCCGCCUCAAUGCACAUUGGAUCUUGUCGAACUCUUCUACGUGAUACUUGUGCCUCUGUCGGCAGUGUGCAUCAUUUAUUUAUCACUUCGCAAGCCAGGAAAGCCAUUCCGCUUGCAGCUGAAGCUUUCUCCUGUGGCGCCAGUCAACUUACUGGAUUUCCGCAUCGACCGGGUGCUGAUUGCCGUGGCGUACAUUGCCACUGUGCAGAUUGUGUUCCUGAUGUUCACUGGUAAUCUCCAGCUGCACAUCACCACUGCUAACUCUGUUAUCCAGCAAAAGUGGCUUAGUGUUGCUGUGACCAUACUGUUGACGCUGGUCAUUGGCUUCAGUUUCUACGUUGUGUUUGCUGGAAUGACUACUCACCAUCAGCCGGAGGGCACCAUCAUGGGCUUGGUUUUCUCCAUCUUAUUUAUUUUGUUCUACAGUUUACGGAUCUCAUCCUGCGUUGCAUCCUCGCAGGCGGAACUGAUUUUACAAGCAGCCCCGGCAUUCCUUUGCCUUGGCAUACUGGCUGUGUACUUUUUCAUUCGCCUUGUCCGCUAUGUUCUGGCGAUGGCGAAUAGGGAUGACAUGGUCAACCUGCUAGCCCGUUAUGAGUUUGGCCGAAGCACCAAAUGUGAGCUACCAUAUCUCAGAAGCCUGCUGAAGCGACGAUUUGUGGAGAAGAAGUUGAAUGAGCUGCACCGGGAAAUGGCCGACGAGAAGAUAUCCGUGUCCCGAUCUGUGCUCCGGCGCCUGUGGAAAACAAUUGUUGCUUUCAUGAAGGACAAUUUCCCCAUCCCUACGAGAAAGGACACAUUCAGCUACUCUCCAGCUUUCCUCAGCUCCAUAUUGCUGGGUCUUGUUUGUGUCUACAUGCUGCUUGUUGUGAUGGUGCCUCCCAUCUAUUCAAUCUUUUCGAGUGUUCAAAACUUAACUCAACUUACAGACAACGAGGUGGCCAGAGAUAUCUUGAACGUAAUUCCAGCUUCGUCGCUCUUAUCAACACUCAUUGCUACCUUGCUCAUCAUCCUGCAUUCACUGCACAUGCUGCGAUGCUAUAAGCGUCACAUGACCCGGCUCUACCGUGGUGACAGCUCAUUUAUGGCCCAUGCUUGCCCCCCGCCUCUGACACAAAUGAAAGCGUAUGGUCGCUUCCUUGGUCUCCAGGCAGGUUAUAUCAUAUGGGGCUUCUACAUCAAGGUAUUUCUAUUUCUGCUGGUAAUUCUCAUCCUAUCAGCCAUUAUUCUCCUGCUCAAGUACCUCGCUUUUGCGCGCAGUAUCUUCUACUCGUAUGUCUUGACGGCCGUUGGAGUUUCUGUCGUGACAUUUAUCAUCAUUCACCUGAUGGUGUCAUUCACACGGGACAGCACUGCACCGGGCAGAUAUGCUGUAAUCAAACAUAAGGCCGUGUACCACAACAUCGUAUACUUCUUUGUUUUCUACAACAUAGUGCUCGGUGUUGUGAGUGUUCUACUACGAAUGCUUUUCGUGGCCGCUUUCAACACUGUCAUGCUUAUGAGGCUGAACCGACCUCUCAUGCCUCGUGGAUGGGAAAGAUGGGAUUUCGGUUAUGCUGCCUAUUGUGGCUUCCUUCGAAUGGAGUUGGCGCACACACACCCUUGCAUGCUGGCAUUCGUAUCUUUGCUCAAGGAAGAAGCGGAUCGUCCAUUUGCGAUGAAACAAAGCAAAGCUGUCAGGCGUUGGCAUCUUGCUUACACCCUGGUCCGCAACCCUGACCUCAUCUCUCUGCGUCACCGUUAUCUGGGACAUAAGGCAGGCCGGGAGUCUGGACAGCGGCAGAUCUUGAUGCAUUCGAUUUCAAUGACCACGUCGAGUGAUCACCUUCUCCCCGAGAAUACGUCACUGAAUGCCACAUUGAGCGAUUCAGAGCUUCGGAAACUUUACCCACACACUGAGGCUUCUAUGGCAUGAAAUAAAACUACCAGUCGUCUGUAGUGUGUAGCGUGUAGCAUGGAUUUUACGGGCGAGAAGUGCUGCUAUCCUUCUUUGUUGUAUGGUACAUGUAGUUGAUCUACCAGUACUGCCAAAAUGCCUAUGGUCUGCACAUGGCUAUGUGUGUGUGUGCGCGUGUGUGUGUGUGUGUGUGUGUGUGUGUGUGUGUGUGUGUGUGUGUGUGUGUGUGUGCAUGUGUCACAUGCAUGAUUUAGGGUAGUAUGUUGUGUUCUUGGCGAGCUGGACAAGCUGAAUGUUGUGUUUUUUUUUAAUAAGUCAUGCUAAUCAAGUGAAAGUAAUUUUGAGGCAUCUUGCAGCUUCAUCUGUCAAUCAGUCUUCGGUUUUCUUCGCUUUCCACUAACCUUUGUUCAGUUUUUCACUUUAAUAUCAUUAGCCAUAAAUAAGCAUUUCUGGUGCUGACCCCUGAUGUUUGGUGAUUUUAGUUUCCGAUAUUUACUAACCUUUGUUCAGUUUUCCACUUAUCGUUAGCCAUAAAUAAGCAUUUCUGGUGCUGACCCCUGAAGUUUGGUGAUUUUAGUUUCCGAUAUUUUUUUAAUAGCUUUUAUCUCUUUUGAAUCCUGUUUCUUUCCUUGGAUAUUUUGAGCUUGAAAAUCUGUUCCACUAGGUCUGUUUCAACCAAGAAAAUGCGGUGACCUGCACUAUUUUAUCCAUACUUCCUUGCCACUACAACUUAGUUUUUUUCUGGCCACGUUGCAGGUUGGCAAUGUUGAUAAACUUUUCGAAUCCAGUUCCUUCGGCAUUGGAAUGUACAAGUCGUGUACUUGAGCUAAUGUUACUACUUUAUCCGUG
Molecule: messenger RNA, 4323 nt
Organism: Sycon ciliatum
Lineage: Eukaryota; Metazoa; Porifera; Calcarea; Leucosolenida; Sycettidae
Exons: 25
Coding region: 316-3492 (1058 amino acids)
Biological process (GO): vitamin A import into cell
Cellular component (GO): plasma membrane
Molecular function (GO): signaling receptor activity; retinol transmembrane transporter activity
Source: RefSeq, a predicted model, not a curated record